This is a messenger RNA of Clonostachys rhizophaga, 252 nucleotides long. NCBI's taxonomy places the organism in Eukaryota, Fungi, Ascomycota, Sordariomycetes, Hypocreales, Bionectriaceae. The record is from the annotation of a GenBank genome assembly.
GCCGCGGGCGUGGCCAUGUGGAUACCCGUCUUCCCUGUCGACACGGUCAAGUCGCGCCUGCAGACGGCAGAGGGGAACGUGAGCAUCGGCGGGGUCGUCCGCGAGCUGUACGGCAAGGGGGGUUUCAAGGCCUUCUUCCCGGGAUUUGGGCCCGCCCUCACGAGAGCCGUGCCCGCCAACGCGGCUACCUUCCUGGGCGUGGAGCUGGCGCACCAGUUCAUGAACAAGUCGUUUGGUGAGCUCAAGAAGUGA